Molecule: messenger RNA, 210 nt
Organism: Linum trigynum
Lineage: Eukaryota; Viridiplantae; Streptophyta; Magnoliopsida; Malpighiales; Linaceae
Source: the annotation of a GenBank genome assembly
AUGAAGUCGAGCCUGGACACGUGCAUCAAGAACUACGACAAGGCCAUCGCCAGCUUGGACGCUGUCAAGGAGGCGUGCAAGGCCUGCGACAAGGACAAGGAUGCCAACAAGGACAAGAAGUGCAGCCCCAAGCACGUUAGCAAGGAGCUCAACGAUGCCAUUGUUGAGGGGACGAAUAUCUUGUUGGAAGUUGCCAAGAAGAUUAAGUGA